UCACCUGCCUGCUCUCUCACAGAGAGUGUACGCAGUCGCUGGUUCAAAUAACACAAUUGUCGGCUAUUAUAGCCCUUCCCAUCUCCACCCCCAGCCCAACCCCCUUAAAGCAUCAGCUAAUGCGUGACUCUCUCACUACUCCAUUGUGUGUGUGUCUCUCUCUCAUACACUUUUCACGAUAUAAAAUGUCUCUGAUUUAACAAUUGCUCAGCCUCCAUUGUAGUAUUGCAUUGCAGUAUCAAUUUACCCUCAACUCAACCCUCCGAUUCCAUUUCCCCCCUCGAGAUCCGUACUUCUCUUGAAUCUUUCUUGGACCCAGCUGUAUGUAUACUAUACACCACCACAUAUAGACUCUUACAUUGGGUCUGUAAUAACCAAGUUCAUUUCUUCAAUCUCUGUUCAAUCCUGAAGAAGAAACAAACAAUAAUGCUUCUUCUUUUGCUGGUAGUACUUCUCUUUCACUAUCCCCAUCUGGGUCACUCUCUGAACCAAGAGGGACUCUAUCUUCAACAACUCAAGCUCAAUUUCGAUGACCCAGAUGCUGUUUUCUCAAACUGGAAUGACAGAGACGAUAAUCCCUGUAACUGGUAUGGAGUUUUCUGUGAUUCAGCCACUCAUUCAGUUACCUCCAUCGACCUCUCUUCCACCAACAUCGCCGGACCUUUCCCUUCUCUCCUCUGCCGCCUCCAAAACCUCACUUCCAUAUCUCUCUACAACAACUCAAUCAACUCAACUCUCCCAGAAAAUCUCACAGACUGUAAGAGCCUCCAACAUCUCAAUCUCGCCCAAAACUUGCUUACCGGUUCUCUACCCAGCUCCAUAGCUGACCUCCCGGAGCUCAAACACCUCGAUUUGACCGGAAACAACUUCUCCGGCCAGAUUCCGGCUACUUUUGGGAACUUCCGGCGACUCCAAGUUCUCUCUCUGGUUGAAAAUCUUCUCGACGGUACGGUACCGGCGUUUCUCGGGAACGUUUCGUCUCUCAGGCAGCUGAACCUUUCGUACAACCCGUUUUCGCCUGGUCGGAUACCGCCGGAGCUCGGAAACUUGACGAACCUGGAGAUCUUGUGGCUCACUGGGUGUAACUUGGUGGGUUCGAUUCCUGACUCGUUGGGUCGGCUCAAACGACUCACUGAUUUGGACUUGGCUGUCAACAACUUGAAUGGACUGGUUCCGAGUUCGCUCACUGGGUUGUCGAGUGUGGUUCAAAUAGAGCUGUAUAAUAACUCGUUGUCCGGUGAGUUACCGGCGAGUGGGUGGUCGAAUUUGACGGCAUUGAGAUUGCUCGACGCUUCGAUGAACGGGUUGACUGGGACGAUUCCGGACGAGUUGUGUUCGUUGCCACUCGAAUCGCUGAAUCUCUACGAGAAUCAAUUCGAAGGAAACGUACCGGAAAGUCUUGCGAAAUCACCAAAUCUGUAUGAGCUAAGGUUGUUCGAAAACCGACUCAAUGGAACAUUGCCGAGAGAUCUAGGAAAAAAUUCCCCAUUGUCAUUGAUUGACGUGUCGAGCAAUCAAUUUUCCGGCGAAAUUCCAUCUGGGUUGUGCAAAAAUGGCGUUUUAGAAGAGCUUCUAAUGAUACACAACUCGUUUUCCGGCACUAUUCCGGCGCGUUUCGGCGAAUGCCGGAGCUUGACUCGGGUCCGGUUGGGAAACAAUAACUUCUCCGGCGAAGUUCCGGUGGGGUUUUGGGGGCUACCCCAUGUUUACCUUCUCGAGCUGAUCGAAAACUCGUUUUCCGGCGAAAUCGCAAAGACGAUUGCCGGAGCUGGGAAUUUGUCUGCUUUAAUUAUCUCGAAUAACAAAUUUUCCGGCAACAUUCCGGACGAGAUUGGGUUUUUGGAUAAUUUGGUGGAGUUCACCGGAAAUGAUAACCAGUUCAUCGGGUCUUUACCGGCGAGUAUAGUGAAUCUUGGGCAGUUAGGGAAGCUAGAUCUUCACAAUAAUGGUUUAUCUGGUGAAAUUCCAAGUGGAAUUCAUUCCUGGAAGAAGCUGAAUGAGUUAAAUUUAGCGGAUAACGACUUUUCCGGGAAUAUUCCUGAUGAAAUUGGAAGUUUGUCUGUGCUUAACUACCUUGAUCUAUCUGGAAACCAAUUUUCCGGGAAAAUCCCACUUGGGUUGCAGAAUCUAAAGCUCAAUCAGCUCAAUUUGUCGAAUAAUCGCCUUUCAGGUGAUAUUCCUCCUUUGUAUGCUAAGGAAAUCUAUAAGUCUAGCUUUGUGGGUAAUCCUGGUUUGUGUGGUGACAUAGCUGGUUUGUGUGAUACCAGAAGUGAAGCAAAAAACUUGGGUUAUGUUUGGUUACUUAGAUCAAUCUUUAUACUUGCUGGAUUGGUGUUUAUUGUGGGUGUUGUUUGGUUCUAUUGGAAGUACAGGAAUUUUAAGAAAGCAAGCAGAGCAAUUGACAAAUCAAAAUGGACAUUGAUGUCGUUUCACAAAUUGGGUUUUAGUGAAUAUGAAAUUUUGGAUUGUCUUGAUGAGGAUAAUGUGAUUGGAAGUGGGUCUUCUGGGAAAGUUUACAAAGCUGUUCUUAGCAAUGGUGAGGCUGUUGCUGUGAAAAAACUUUGGGGAGGGUCGAAAAUGGUGGAUGAGAGUGGUGAUGUCGAGAAGGGUCAAAUCCAAGACAAUGGGUUCGAAGCAGAGGUCGAGACAUUGGGGAAGAUUAGGCAUAAAAACAUUGUGAAACUAUGGUGUUGUUGUACUACUAGGGAUUGUAAGCUUUUGGUUUACGAGUACAUGCCUAAUGGAAGUUUGGGCGAUUUGCUUCAUAGCAACAAGAGUGGGUUGUUGGAUUGGCUUACGCGCCAUAAGAUAGCUAGCGAUGCAGCAGAGGGACUUUCGUAUUUGCAUCAUGAUUGUGUUCCUCCGAUUGUGCAUAGGGACGUUAAGUCGAAUAACAUCUUGUUGGAUGGGGAUUUUGGUGCUCGUGUGGCGGAUUUUGGGGUAGCGAAAGUGGUUGAUGCGAUUGGGAAGGGGACGAAAUCGAUGUCAGUCAUCGCGGGCUCUUGUGGUUACAUUGCACCAGAAUAUGCGUACACACUGCGAGUGAACGAGAAGAGUGACAUAUACAGCUUCGGUGUUGUGAUUCUUGAGUUGGUCACUGGGAGGCUCCCAGUUGAUCCUGAAUUUGGGGAAAAAGAUUUGGUCAAAUGGGUAUGCACUACUUUGGACCAGAAAGGCAUAGACCAUGUCAUCGACCCAAAACUCGAUUCCUGUUUCAAGGAAUCGAUUUGCAAAGUCCUCAACAUCGGCCUCCUCUGCACUAGCCCACUCCCUAUCAACCGCCCCUCAAUGAGGAGGGUGGUGAAAAUGUUGCAAGAAGUGGGGGCCGAAAGCCAGUCUAAGAUCGGCAAAGAUGGCAAAUUGACACCCUAUUACUACGAAGAUGCCUCGGAUCAAGGAAGUGUUGCUUGAGAAAUUUUGUGUGUCACACUGAUGAUGGAUAUGAGAGGAGAGGAGGGAGAGAAAUUGUGCUUGUUUUUUGUUUUGUUUUGUUUUUUUUUAUUAGGUAAAUUCUCAAUUCUCAUCCCUUCUUGGUGUUUGGGGGAAAAGAAAGGAAAGUGUUAUUAGAGGUGGUGCAUAGUUAUCAAUUCUCAUCCCCUCUUGGUGUUUGGGGGAAAAGAAAGGAAAGUAUUAGUAGAGGGUGGUGCAUUUUCUAAAGAGAGAAAGCUGCUAUGGAGUUCCAAGUAUGGUUGUACAUUGUAAAAACUACAAUUAGCCACCAAAGGCCUACUUUAAAAAGAUGGUAAAAAGUAACUUUCUGACUUUUAAUCAAGUUUUUGAUUUUUUUAGACAAA
This is a messenger RNA of Camellia sinensis, 3794 nucleotides long. NCBI's taxonomy places the organism in Eukaryota, Viridiplantae, Streptophyta, Magnoliopsida, Ericales, Theaceae. The record is from RefSeq and is a predicted model, not a curated record.